Molecule: messenger RNA, 871 nt
Organism: Neolamprologus brichardi
Lineage: Eukaryota; Metazoa; Chordata; Actinopteri; Cichliformes; Cichlidae
Source: RefSeq, a predicted model, not a curated record
AUGAAGCUGCUGCCAGUGGACCCGUGGCAGGAUGUGCCAUGGUGCAUCUGGAUCUCAUCCCGAAACUGUGACAUCUCUCUGGUCUUCUCAAACUUUGAGCUCUACAACAUGAUUCGCCUUGGUGUUCACCUCAGUCCCAGCUCCACUGUGUGGCUCAAACCAUGCAACCGCACAGUCUGGACUCAGGAGGUUGUGUCAUAUGUGGAGUUCUCCGGUUUGCCUCUGGGUCAGAAAUAUUGCGCUGAGGCCAACUUCUCCUUCCCAACCUUUGCCAUGGCGGCUUCACCGAAAUCAGCCCCUCAGUGCGUUGAAACAGUCGCCAGUUCAGGGCUGCUGCCGGCGCUGUGUAUGGGAAUUGGCCUGACUUCCCUCCUUCUUUUCCCAAUUCUCAUCAUGUAUCUACGAAAAUCAAGACAAGCUACACCAGCCACUGAGAAUCAGCCCAAGGCUCCGUCGUCUGUUCAAGAUCCGAUCCCUUUGGUUCCUCUGUCCCCGGGUACAGUCGACCCUUGUGAGAUCCACUUGGAGUUUAUUCCUGACCAUGUUUCCACCGAGCCCUUCUCUGGUAUUGUGUCCAAUCAGAAUCUAAAUCACAAACAGGGAAGCAUGCACUCCAGCAAUCGUCUCAAUUAUGACACCAAAUUGGAUGAAGUGUACUGGGACAGCGGAGGGAUGGAGCUAGAUCGCGGCCUGGACUCUGGCAUCAGCAUCCCACCUGUUUCUCGCUCUUCUGAAGAGACAUGUGGGCCCCAUGGAGACUGAUACUGAAAAGUUUAGAGCUUUCUCUUCGUGAAUGUUGCUCUGCAAGGCUGGAGUUUGCCUCUUUCUCCCUCAGGGAUGAAAUAGGAGACUAAACUGCUCGAAGUAUGGA